Molecule: messenger RNA, 1089 nt
Organism: Acytostelium subglobosum LB1
Lineage: Eukaryota; Evosea; Eumycetozoa; Acytosteliales; Acytosteliaceae
Exons: 2
Source: RefSeq, a predicted model, not a curated record
AUGGAUAUCAAUCAUAAUAAUCAAAUGAUUCCAUCAAUCAAUGGCAACAACAAUACCAAUGCAUAUGUUAUCAAUCCUAAUAUUGGUAUUGGGGCUAUGGGAUCACCAAUGCCAAUGUCUCCAGUAUUUCCCCAAAUACCCCAACUUCCACUCCAACAACUACAACAACAACUACAACAGCAACAACUUCAGCAACAACAAAUGGUGCUCCAACAAUUGCCACAACAGCCUCAACCUUAUCCACAACAACUUCCUGUACAAUCUCAACAAUUCCCUUUAUCUCCAUCAACCUCAACCAUCCCAAAUAACCCAUUCCAUCAUCAUCUUCAGAUGUUACAACAAAUGCCAAUGGCCUAUAUUAUGGAGUCUGGUAGUGCGGCCACUCCCCAUAACAACACACCUGUAUCAACACCGGAACUUGUCCCAUCCAACCAAGGUACACCGCCAUCUACCCCUCACUCCAGUCCAUUCAAGACCUCCGAUGGCAUGCCCAUGGUGCCACCCUCAUCCCUAGGUAUCCUGGACAGUCCACGACUGGAGUCAUCCUUGACCCAGCCCAACAAGAUGUUCAGGAACUUCUACCAUAACAUUGAGUUCUAUGUGGCUGACCCUGAGGUACAACUGCGCUACCAGAACAUGCGCAUAUACAUUGCAGACACUGUGGGUUACAGUGGCAAUGCCAAGAAGUUCAUCAACAAGCCACAGAUCAAUGAGACUGCCUUGUGCCUGGAUGCCCAGGUGCUCGAUUGCCAGUUCAACCCGCUGGGCCAGUGUCCCUUUUGCAAGGAGUACUUCCAGUCGCGCUUCUACUUUGCCAAUAACCCACAGUGCAAGGAGAAGUUGGUGUUGGUCAAGAGCAACGUGACGACCUACCUCAAGAACGGCUACUUCUCUGCGCAGAUCAAGAUAAUGUGUUGCUCCAAGCAUCAUAGCAACAACAACCUGGUGGUGCAUCUAUGGUUGCGUGACUGUCAGACUAAUGAGGUGAUUUGUUCUGCCGCCAUGUCCUCAUUCAUCAAGCAGUGGAAGAGGAGCAAAUCACCAACGGCCGCCAGCAACAACAACAACCAGAAUGGUAUCAUCAUCAGU